AGGGCGGCCUGCUAAUGGGGCUCCCUUAGAGCUGCUCCACAUGAACGUUGUAGUGACGUGUGUAGGUCCGAGGGCUGACCGACCUGCUGCUGUAUGGCAGCGUGUUCUCUAUGCUAGUCAUCCCACAUCUCCCCGUAAUACCUCCAGGAUCCCCUGCCUUUGUCUCAAACUCGCUGUAUCUUUCCACAGGGAAUCUUGUGUUUUUUUUGUGGGGAAAAAGCACCGUGUAAGCUGUGAGGAACACGAGGGGUGUGCUGAGGUGAUGCAGGAAUGCUCUGUGGGGCUUACAUGCUUUUUAACGUCUCGCUGUCCUUGCAAGAGCAGCGUGAUGGAUGUCCUACGGCCCACCCUGAUCAGCAUUGGUGGGCGAGUGUACAGGAAGAACAUCGUUCAAGAGCAGGUCCAGCAGCAAGAGGAAGAGGAGGACUUCUACACAGGGCCCAGUGACUGUGCGGAUGAACCAUGCGACGCCUUUGUGGUGGAAGAGACUGAGAAGGGCUUCCAGUGCAGAGUGGCGGUUCCCAGCCCCUUCUACAAGUACAUAAUAGGGAAGAAAGGAGAAACCAAGAAGAGACUAGAAACAGAGACUCGAACCUCAAUCAGCAUUCCCAAGCCUGGAGUGGAGGGAGAAAUUGUGAUUACAGGACAGCAGCGCGGUGGUGUCAUCUCGGCCCGGACACGCAUCGAUGUUCUUCUCGACAGCUUCCGUAAGAAGCAGCCCUUCACGCACUUCCUGUCCUUCGCUCUCAACCAGCCCGUCAUCCAGGAGAAGUUCCUGCAAUUCAAGGAGGAGGUGCUGGAGAAAUGUUCACAGGAUCAUGGAGUCAGCAGCAGCCUGUUCCAGAACCCUGCAAAGCUCCACCUGACUCUGGGGACACUGGUGCUGCUGAACGAACAGGAGAUCCAGAGGGCGUGUGACCUCCUGCAGGAGUGCAAAGAGGACUUUGUGGACCAAAUUACAGGAGGCAAACCCCUGAGUGUGGAGGUGGCCGGGGUGGAGUACAUGAACGAUGACCCUGCCAUGAUGGAUGUCCUUUAUGCCAAAGUCCACAUGAAGGAUGGCUCGGACAAGCUGCAGGUGAUUGCUGAUCAGCUGGUGGAAAGGUUCGUGGCCUCUGGUCUGAUGCUUAGGGAAUGGGAUAGGGUGAAACUGCACGCUACUGUCAUGAACACGCUCUUCAGGAAAGACCCAAGUGGUGCUGAAGAGCGAAGCAGCACAGUGACUGGUAAAUCAUCCUUCAAGGAGCGGGAGUCAUUUAAUGGGCGAAACAUCCUCAAGCUCUUUGAGAACUUCUCGUUCGGCGAGGUGCGGCUGGACGCGGUGCUGCUGUCCCAGCGCUACUCCUCGGAUGCCUCCGGCCGUACUGCGGGGGGGAGCCUGGGGCUUACGGGGAGGAUGUGGGAUCCUCCCGCACCAUUCGGCUGCAGCGAGGGCUCGUCUCCAGCAGCGUGCCCGCCUGCUGUCGGCCUGCGAAUAAAGAAGUUCCGUUCACGGGCAGGCGUUUGUCUCUCGUUGUGCUGAUGGCUCCUGUUGGUUAAGCUCGCACUUUAGCCAUUCCCCCCCGUGCUGUCGCUCUGCCCGAGCACGGGGUGGGUUCCCCUUCCCGCUGACCGGCUCCCCGCACGCGUCCCUGUCGCUACCGCAAACGAAGCGUCGCUUUCCCGCAGACCCGGCGCUCGGGUUCGGGGCACGGCG
Molecule: messenger RNA, 1696 nt
Organism: Coturnix japonica (Japanese quail)
Lineage: Eukaryota; Metazoa; Chordata; Aves; Galliformes; Phasianidae
Source: RefSeq, a predicted model, not a curated record